CAGGACACGGCUGGGGAUGGUGCCGAGGCCCUGGAUGCCCAGGGGGGCUCGGGGGACGAGGAGAACGCGCGGCAGCUGGGGGAGAUCGAGCUGCAGUGUGGGAUCUGCACCAAGUGGUUCACGGCGGACACCUUCGGCAUCGACACCACGUCCUGUUUGCCCUUCAUGACCAACUACAGCUUCCACUGCAACGUGUGCCACCACAGUGGGAACACCUACUUCCUGAGGAAACAAGCGAAUCUCAAGGAAAUGUGCCUUAGUGCUCUGGCCAACCUCACGUGGCAGUCGAGGACACAGGACGAGCACCCCAAGACGAUGUUCUCCAAGGAUAAGGAUAUUAUCCCGUUCAUUGACAAAUACUGGGAGUGUAUGACAACGCGGCAGAGGCCUGGGAAAAUGACCUGGCCCAAUAACAUUGUCAAAACCAUGUGCAAAGAAAGAGAUGUGUUCCUGGUGAAAGAGCACCCAGACCCAGGCAGUAAAGACCCAGAGGAAGAUUACCCCAAAUUUGGGCUUCUAGACCAGGAUCUUGCCAAUAUUGGCCCUGCCUAUGACAACCAGAAACAGAGCAACGCUGUGUCCACGAGUGGAAGCUUGAAUGGUGGAGCCUCUCUGGGAGGGGGAAUGGCUGCUGGAGGCAGCGGGAAGGGCCGGGGAGCCAAACGCAAGCAGCAGGACGGAGGGACCACGGGAACAGCCAAGAAAACCCGGAGUGACCCAUUGUUCUCAGCUCAGCGCUUGCCCCCCCACGGGUACCCUCUGGAACACCCCUUCAACAAGGACGGGUACCGAUACAUCCUGGCCGAGCCUGACCCCCACGCGCCCGACCCGGAAAAGCUGGAGCUGGACUGCUGGGCAGGAAAACCGAUUCCUGGGGACCUGUACAGAGCCUGCCUGUAUGAACGAGUCCUCCUGGCACUGCACGACCGAGCUCCCCAGCUGAAGAUCUCUGACGACAGGCUGACUGUUAUUGGCGAGAAGGGCUAUUCCAUGGUGCGAGCCUCCCAUGGCGUGCGGAAAGGAGCCUGGUACUUCGAGAUCUCCAUGGAUGAGAUGCCUCCAGACACAGCUGCCAGACUAGGCUGGUCACAGCCCUUGGGGAACCUCCAGGCCCCUCUGGGAUAUGACAAGUUCAGUUACUCCUGGCGCAGCAAAAAGGGAACCAAGUUUCACCAGUCGAUAGGGAAACAUUAUUCAUCUGGCUACGGACAGGGAGACGUCCUGGGGUUUUACAUCAGCCUUCCAGAGGACACUGAGACAGCCAAGUCCCUGCCUGACACCUACAAAGACAAGGCUUUGAUCAAAUUCAAAAGCUACUUGUACUUUGAAGAGAAGGAUUUUGUGGACAAGGCAGAGAAGAGCCUAAAGCAGGCACCUGGAAGCCAGAUCAUAUUCUUCAAGAACGGUGUCAGCCAAGGAGUUGCCUUUAAGGACAUCUUUGAAGGGGUUUAUUUUCCUGCCAUUUCUUUGUACAAAGGCUGCACGGUUUCUAUAAACUUUGGGCCGUAUUUCAAGUAUCCACCCAGAGACAUCACUUACCGCCCUAUGAGUGACAUGGGCUGGGGCGCCGUGGUGGAGCACACGCUGGCUGAUGUCCUGUACCACGUGGAGACAGAGGUGGAUGGGAGGAGGAGCCCCCCCUGGGAGCCAUAGACCCCCCACACCGAGGAUUUAUCGCAGAGGAACAUCCAUCCCUCAGUGAGCAGCCACGACCCACCGGGCUGAGGUGUUGUGUAUGUGUUACCUGCUGCAGGUUCACACCCUCCCCCUGCCAGAGUGUGAGUGGGGCAGGUCUGGGGUGUUUUGUGCUAUUUUGGGGCAUCUCUUGGAGCCUCCAGUACUGUUACAGUGUCACCCCCAGGAGAAGGGGGUGCUGAGGUACCUCCUCCUGGGCUGGGACUGUGGGGUGUUCCUGAGAACAGGGUGUAGCUGGACCUGCCAGGUGUAGGUACAGUGACACCUGUGCUCAGGUGUGUUUGGCUGAUUGGGACCAACAGCUCCCAGCCAGGAGGGCUCUGUUGGAACGAGACAGCUGCAUGUAAGACUGAAAUUUGGGCUUCUGUCCAAACUGUAUUUUUUCUUUUCCCCACAAACUGGAAACCAGUUUAAAAAUAAAGGCUUUAACUCUCUUUUUA
Messenger RNA from Manacus vitellinus (golden-collared manakin), 2135 nucleotides. RefSeq names its product ASH2 like, histone lysine methyltransferase complex subunit (gene ASH2L). Bases 166 to 1653 code for a protein of 495 amino acids. NCBI's taxonomy places the organism in Eukaryota, Metazoa, Chordata, Aves, Passeriformes, Pipridae. Gene Ontology annotation, molecular function: transcription cis-regulatory region binding; protein binding. Gene Ontology annotation, cellular component: Set1C/COMPASS complex. The record is from RefSeq and is a predicted model, not a curated record. The transcript is spliced from 15 exons.